Molecule: messenger RNA, 1290 nt
Organism: Hermetia illucens (black soldier fly)
Lineage: Eukaryota; Metazoa; Arthropoda; Insecta; Diptera; Stratiomyidae
Gene: spidey
Product: very-long-chain 3-oxoacyl-CoA reductase
Exons: 5
Coding region: 232-1173 (313 amino acids)
Cellular component (GO): endoplasmic reticulum
Molecular function (GO): oxidoreductase activity
Source: RefSeq, a predicted model, not a curated record
GAAGUAUGCGCACGUUAUCAGAAACGCGAACUGAAUUCUUGACGAGUGUAUUGAAUAUUCUGCAGCGGGACCCCCUCAGUCAACCUUAAGUACUACUUCCAUUAUUAUUGAGUCAUUGUCCAUUUUGCCGGUAUACCAUAUAGUUCUGUAGGCAGCCACUUUGGUUCGCUGUCGCCCCAAAUUUUCCCUAAAUUUUUUAAUUGAAGCAAAUUUAAAAUUCGUCAAUUAAAAAUGAGUGUGUGUAGUUGUAUAAGUACAACAUGUGUGGUUAUUGUUAUCCUGCAAAUUAUCAAAACACUGGUACCAUGGCUUUACAAAAAUCUUCUAGGACCUAAAUUCUUCGGCCCCAAAAUUGAUGUUCGGCGUAUGGGGCAGUGGGCAGUGAUCACGGGAGCAACCGAUGGUAUUGGAAAAGCGUAUGCAAAAGCGCUUGCCAAAAAGGGCGUCAACGUAGUCCUCAUCAGCCGAUCCAAAGACAAAUUGGAAAAAGUUGCUGAAGAAAUAAAAAGCGCUUCCUCUGCGCAAGUCAAAAUUAUCGAUGUAGACUUCACACAAGGUCCAGAAAUCUAUGACAAAAUUGAAAAAGGCAUUGCGGGCCUUGAAGUCGGAACACUGGUCAACAAUGUUGGGAUGAGCUAUGCCAAUCCUGAAUUCUUCCUCUCAAUCCAGGACCGAGAUAAGCUACUUCGCGACAUAAUUGAAUGCAAUAUCCACUCUGUAACGCACAUGUGCAAACUUGUGAUGCCUGGAAUGGUCGAAAGGAAGAAGGGAGUUAUCAUCAACAUAUCCUCACUCUCCGCUGUGGUACCAAGUCCUCUGCUCAGCGUUUACGGGGCAACAAAAGCCUUCGUUGAUAAAUUCUCAGUUGAUUUGAAUACGGAAUACAGUUCUCAAGGAAUAAUCGUACAAUCAGUACUGCCUGGGUAUGUGGCAACAAAUAUGUCCAAGAUCCGCAAGGAAACCUUCCUUGCUCCAAACAGUGAUAAUUAUGUCGCAUCAGCCCUGACUACAUUGGGUAUUACAACAAGGACGACUGGGUUCUUCCCACACAGUUUAAUGAAGCUCACAGUUGACAUCAUUAAGGCGGUGGCCUGUGAACCUGCAGCAAACAAACUCUCGCUCAAAACAAUGUUGAAUAUCAGAAAGAAGGCAUUGAGGAAAAAGGCACAAUAGGGAGGAAAGCUUUGUAAUUCUUUUUCCAAUAUUUCAAAAUUGUGUUUUACACCAAAGAAUUAUUCUGUUUGUAGUUUCUAGCUUGGGUGAUAUUAAAAAAAGAAAUUUUGAAAGAGA